Molecule: messenger RNA, 657 nt
Organism: Heterostelium album PN500
Lineage: Eukaryota; Evosea; Eumycetozoa; Acytosteliales; Acytosteliaceae
Exons: 2
Coding region: 1-657 (218 amino acids)
Biological process (GO): regulation of cyclin-dependent protein serine/threonine kinase activity
Cellular component (GO): nucleus; cyclin-dependent protein kinase holoenzyme complex
Molecular function (GO): protein kinase binding; cyclin-dependent protein serine/threonine kinase regulator activity
Source: RefSeq, a predicted model, not a curated record
AUGUCUUCUGUCAAUCAAAGAAAAAGAUUAGGAUAUCAAAAAAUGUUCAAAACCAUUUAUGAUAAAAUCUAUGGAGUACAAAAAUCUACUAGGGAGUAUUAUGUUCUGGCUCACAGAGUGUACGAGUGGUUGUUGGUUCACGAUCCAAACUAUACAAAAGACUAUAACUAUGAGACUGUAUUGGAAGCUAUACAAACAAUAUUUGAAUUCAUUCUUGGUCUCUUGGAUAUGUUCGAAGCGCCACCUUCUCUGUUGCGUACAGUGAUCUACUAUUCAGAAAAAUAUGUAUCCAAAGUUGGAAUAAUUCAUAACGAAAUAUUCAAUUUGAUACUAAUGAGCACCAUUGUAUCUCUCAAAUUCUGGCCAGAGAAUAUCUAUGUAGAAAAUAUCAUUUUCGCAGAUAUUUUCGAAAUCCCUAAUAAAGAUAUCAAUAUAAUGGAGCGUAAUUUCCUGACUGGAGUUAACUACCACCUGAAUAUCAAGGAGGAAGACGUCAAUUCUUUUUUGUCUUCAAUCGACUAUGAAUCAAAAUCAUUGACGAAGAAAUUAACCAAAAUAACAACAUCAUCGUACCCAAAUCCAACACGACAUUUAAAUGCUCUUUUCCACUUUCUUUUUCAAUGUUACUUUUUAAAGACUGUCACUUUUGUGUAUUAG